Molecule: messenger RNA, 486 nt
Organism: Puccinia graminis f. sp. tritici CRL 75-36-700-3
Lineage: Eukaryota; Fungi; Basidiomycota; Pucciniomycetes; Pucciniales; Pucciniaceae
Exons: 3
Coding region: 1-486 (161 amino acids)
Source: RefSeq, a predicted model, not a curated record
AUGGACCUUCGGCGCCGGAAUUGCGCCGGUGGCGGUGGUCAAACAAUCCUCCGUAGUCAAGUGGCCUUCAGUCGGCGGAGGUCGGAAGAUCGAUUGAGCAGCUUCAGCCAAGAAACAUCGAGACCUGAUUCGGCCGUGCCGCUGUCAUUUUCAUCCAACCUGUUUACUGUGUCGUUCGAACUGGAACUGCAGUCUUCGACCCUGUGCGGCACGGGAGGCUCUUAUAAUAAACUUCGUCGCGAGGUGCACACCACGGGUUCAACUGGGGUUUUUAGCUUUUCACCUCUACGAGUUACGAGUGACGUCGGCAAACCACAUUGUCAAUGGCCUGAAGCAAACCAAUUGCCGGGAUCCAUGGAUGGGGUCCGUCGAUCACCCGCCGGUGACGACACAUACAUCCCCCACCCAGAGCUAUCCAGCAGGUUAAUCGAGAAGUGCGCCGAAAACUUGACGGCACGAACGUUUGGAUGGUGCGCUGCUUCAUAA